Messenger RNA from [Torrubiella] hemipterigena, 2352 nucleotides. The record is from the annotation of a GenBank genome assembly. Lineage: Eukaryota; Fungi; Ascomycota; Sordariomycetes; Hypocreales; Clavicipitaceae.
AUGGCCGACCUCAAGAUUCUUCUCAUCGGCAACGGUGGCCGCGAGCAUGCUCUUGCAUGGAAGCUUAGCCAGUCCUCUCGAGUAGAGUCGAUCUUCGCUGUCCCUGGCAAUGGUGGUACCGCUACGUGCCCCAAGGUUCAAAACGUCACCUCUGUCUCUGCUGAAGACUUUCCUGGUCUCGUCAAGUUUGCUCAGGACAACGGCGUUGAACUCGUUGUCCCUGGACCAGAGGCGCCUCUGGUUGCUGGCAUCGAAGGUCACUUCAAAAAAGCUGGCAUUGCCUGCUUUGGCCCUUCUGAAGCAGCCGCCAGACUGGAGGGCAGCAAGACUUACUCCAAGGAUUUCAUGAAGAAGUACAACAUCCCUACCGCUGCGUACGAGAACUUUUCCGACUAUGAGCAGGCCGCUGCCUACAUUGACCGAGUUAACCACGACGUUGUCAUCAAGGCGACUGGUCUUGCUGCUGGAAAGGGCGUCGUGCUUCCCCAGACCAAGGACGAGGCCAAGGAGGCUUUGAAGCAGAUUAUGGUGGACAAGGCUUUUGGCGAUGCUGGUAGCGAAGUCGUUAUCGAAGAGCUUUUGCUUGGUGAUGAGCUCAGCGUCCUGACUUUCUGUGAUGGCUACUCCAUUCGAUCUCUUCCCCUUGCUCAGGACCACAAGCGCAUCUUCGACGGUGACCAGGGCCCCAACACUGGCGGCAUGGGCUGCUAUGCCCCCACCAACAUUACCACAAAGGAGCUUACCGACAAGAUCGACAAGGAGAUUCUAGAGCCCACCAUUUUGGGUAUGAGACGGGAGAAGCAGCCUUUCCGCGGUGUCCUCUUCACCGGCCUGAUGAUUACCAGCGAAGGACCCAAGGUUCUCGAGUACAACGUUCGCUUUGGCGACCCCGAAACACAGACUGUCCUGCCUCUGCUCUCCGCGGAUACAGACUUGGCCGAAGUCAUGCUUGCUUGCGCUGGCGGCUAUCUUGAUAACUGCACCCUCACAAUCGAUCUCAAGUUCAGCGCCACCGUAGUCGUUGCCGCUGGAGGAUAUCCCGGAUCUUACGCCAAGGGUACCCCCAUGUCCGUCCAGGCACCCCCUGCUGGCAGCACUAUUUUCCAUGCCGGCACUAAGCUCGACGGUAACCAGCUCCAGUCCGCUGGUGGCCGUGUGAUUGCUAUCAACUCCGUUAGCGACUCUCUCCGCAGCGCCGUUGAUGCCUCAUACGCUGCUCUUGCUACCAAGGUCAUUGACUUUGAAGGCAUGUUCUUCCGCAAGGAUAUUGCCCACCGCGCUUUCCGUGACGCUAGCAAGACUUCCAUGACUUAUGCCCAGGCUGGUGUCGAUAUCCAGGCCGGUAACGACUUUGUCGAGAAGAUUAAGAAGGCUGUCGCCAGCACCAAGCGUGCCGGUGCUGAUGCCAUCAUUGGUGGAUUCGGUGGCGAGCUCGAUCUCGCUGUCGCUGGUUACACCAAUGCCCCAGUCCUUGUCGGUGCUAUUGACGGCGUUGGAACCAAGUUGAUGAUUGCCCAGUCCAUGAAGAAGCAUGACACUGUUGGUAUCGAUCUUGUUGCCAUGAAUGUCAACGACUUGAUUGUUCAGGGUGCCACCCCGCUUAUGUUCCUUGACUACUACGGUUGCAGCAAGCUUGACCUCGCAUCGGCUGCUGCUUUUGUUGAAGGUGUCGCUGAGGGAUGCCGUCAGUCGGGCUGUGCCCUCGUCGGUGGUGAAACUGCUGAAAUGCCUGGCAUGUACCAGGGUGAGGACUACGAUGCGGCCGGUUGCGCCAUUGGUGCAGUCACUCGCGAUGCCAUGUUGCCUCAACUCUCCAACAUGACCGAAGGAGACGUUCUCCUCGGUCUUGGCUCCAACGGCGUUCACUCCAACGGAUUCUCUCUUGUCCGUCGCAUUGUCCAGGCUACUGGUGUUGACUACUCUUCUCCCGCUCCUUGGGAUGCUGGUAAGACUGUUGGCGAGUCUCUCUUGACCCCUACGCGCAUCUACGUCAAGAGUCUUUUGCCUAUCCUGGGUGACAUCAAGGGCCUUGCUCAUAUCACUGGUGGUGGCCUUGUUGAGAACGUUCCCCGCAUGUUGCCUGAAUCCCUCACUGCUGAGAUCGAAUUUGGCACAUGGGAAAUCCCUCCUGUCUUCCAGUGGCUCAAGACCAACGGCAAUGUCGCUGGCUCUGAGAUGUGCCGCACCUUCAACAGUGGUGUCGGUAUGGUCAUUGCUGUUGAUGCUCGCAAGGCUGAUGCUGUCGCGAAUGCUCUUAGUGCUACUGAGAAGGUCUCGAGACUCGGCCGUCUUGUUCGACGUGAGGAGGGCGUCGCUGGUUGCGUCAUCAAGAACCUUGAAUCUUGGAACUAA